Molecule: messenger RNA, 1327 nt
Organism: Ictidomys tridecemlineatus (thirteen-lined ground squirrel)
Lineage: Eukaryota; Metazoa; Chordata; Mammalia; Rodentia; Sciuridae
Source: RefSeq, a predicted model, not a curated record
UCGGGACGGCUUCGGCGGCCGCGGGGCGGGGCGAGCACUCUGCCGAGCUGCUCUGCCUGCGUCCGCUCUUCGCGUAGCAAAGGGUGGGCGCAGGUCCUCGGAGGCGCAGGACUGCACGUCAGACAGAAAGAAACUUUGGGGCGCCUUGGAGUGCCGGCUGACCGGGCGAUCGGUUGGCUCUUCGUGCGCGGUCUUUAGGUUUAGCCGCUCAAAGAAGCGAGAUGUCGAAGCCGCCUCCCAAACCAGUCAAACCAGGGCAAGUUAAAGUCUUCAGAGCUCUGUAUACAUUUGAACCCAGAACUCCAGAUGAAUUGUACUUUGAGGAAGGCGACAUUAUCUACAUCACUGACAUGGUAACUUCAGCAAAUCACUUGGGCACUCUCAACAUUGGGCUUGCACUUUUUAUUUUCAAUCUAGUGGCUGAGCAGGCAGAGUCCAUUGACAAUCCACUGCAUGAAGCUGCAAAAAGAGGCAACUUGAGCUGGUUGAGAGAGUGUUUGGACAACCGAGUGGGUGUUAAUGGCUUAGACAAGGCUGGAAGCACUGCCUUAUACUGGGCUUGUCAUGGUGGCCAUAAAGAUAUAGUGGAAGUGCUAUUUACUCAGCCAAAUAUUGAACUGAACCAACAGAACAAGUUGGGAGACACGGCUUUGCACGCUGCUGCCUGGAAGGGUUAUGCAGACAUUGUCCAGCUGCUCCUGGCAAAAGGUGCUAGAACAGACUUACGAAACAAUGAGAAGAAGCUGGCCUUGGACAUGGCUACUAAUGCUGCCUGUGCAUCUCUCCUGAAAAAGAAGCAGGGAACAGAUGCACUUCGAACAUUAAGCAACGCUGAGGACUAUCUUGAUGAUGAAGACUCAGAUUAAUUCUCUUCGGGAGCUUUGAGACCUAAAACUUUUUUUUCCUUUUGCCAUUCCAAAACCUUAUUGUUGCCAGAAGAGUAUUGGUAACUGUAAGAAAAAAGAAAAAAAAAAAGUAUAUAUGAACGUUGCGGUGUUGCACUGUGAUUGAGUAGAACGUGGAAAUGAAUAGUUUUCACCUUCAUUUGCCAAUAAGUAACCAGAUACUUUGCUGUAUAAAAUACAUUUAUGUUCACCAGUGUAGAACAAGAAGAGAUUAUUUCUAUUUAUCAAGCUAAAAGAAUUUAAGGAUUUUUUUUUAAAUUGGGAUAUUUUGGGGGAGGGCUGGGGGUUCUUUACCUCAAGGAUUGAGAUAUUUUGAAUAGAUUUUUUUUCAAGGGGGGGAUGCUUAUUAUAAUAAUAUACCAAAAUACUUAAUAGGAAAUUGUCAGCUAUUCUGACAAAAAUAAACAUUUUAAGUUACUUUA